Lobosporangium transversale is the source of this 990-nucleotide messenger RNA. RefSeq lists its product as hypothetical. NCBI's taxonomy places the organism in Eukaryota, Fungi, Mortierellomycota, Mortierellomycetes, Mortierellales, Mortierellaceae. Gene Ontology annotation, biological process: double-strand break repair via nonhomologous end joining. The record is from RefSeq and is a predicted model, not a curated record. The transcript is spliced from 2 exons. Gene Ontology annotation, cellular component: nucleus. Gene Ontology annotation, molecular function: DNA-directed DNA polymerase activity; DNA binding. Bases 1 to 990 code for a protein of 329 amino acids.
AUGGGCUAUUAUGAAGAUAAUCAGACAAAGGAUAACAAAUAUCACUUCAAGGUCAUCAACUACCGCAAAGCCAUCACAGCAAUCCGUGCACUCGAUUAUGAGAUCACAUCAGAAGAGAUGGCUCGCAAAAUACCACGUGUUGGCAAGAAGAUUGCACAAAAGAUUGGGGAGUGUGUUUCGUUGGGUCGAAUCAAGAAACUAGACCAUCUGGAUUGGGAUCAGGAGCGUUUAAAGGUGGAAACUCUCUUCAGGAGUGUGUAUGGUGUGGGGGCCGAGAAGGCUUUGGAGUGGUAUAACAAAGGCUUGCGUACGCUCGAUGACCUCCGCAAACUGCCAGAUUUAACCAAAAACCAAAUAUCUGGACUUCAUUACUACGACGAUUUGCAAAAGAGAAUCCCGCGAGCAGAGGUUGAAGAAAUAGGCAAAGUAGUCGAAUCAGCUGCCAAGAAGCUCCAUCCAGACAUCCAAUCCCAAGUCACCGGAUCCUAUCGCCGUGGCAAACCCGACUGUGGUGACAUCGAUAUUGUUGUUGCUCGUCCAGAUAUUGAUACGGGUGAAGAACUCUUCCUGAUUAUGGAGCACAUCUUAAAUGAACUUAUCAUUCAAGGAUUUCUGGUUGAUCAUCUCUCCCUACCGACGUGGUCAGACGAUAUGGCCAAUGCUCCUAAGCACUUCAAGUACAUGGGCAUUUGCAAGCUGCCUGGGAAAGGAUCUGUUCAUCGCCAUAUUGAUAUCCUUGUAGUGCCUUGGAUACACUUGGGUGCAGCCCUGCUUUAUUUCACCGGGAACGACAUCUGCAACAGAAGCAUGCGGUUGUUGGCAGCGAACCGUGGUAUGCGACUCAGCGAUAAGGGACUAUUUACUGGUGUCAUGAGAGGUCCAAAACGCAAGAGGUUGAAUGAGGGGACGUGGGUGGCAGGACGUACUGAAAGAGAGAUCUUUGACUAUCUUGGAAUCAAUUAUCUGGAGCCAUUUGAACGAGAGUGUUAG